Messenger RNA from Lotus japonicus, 1813 nucleotides. Its product is annotated as tRNA (guanine(26)-N(2))-dimethyltransferase. The transcript has 6 exons. Gene Ontology annotation, cellular component: nucleus. Bases 34 to 1242 code for a protein of 402 amino acids. Gene Ontology annotation, molecular function: RNA binding. The record is from RefSeq and is a predicted model, not a curated record. Gene Ontology annotation, biological process: tRNA N2-guanine methylation. Lineage: Eukaryota; Viridiplantae; Streptophyta; Magnoliopsida; Fabales; Fabaceae.
CUUACUACCCUCUUCCGUCAUCAGUUUCCGGCCAUGUUCACUCUCACAUUUUCUCCUCCUCAUUUUGUGAAAAAACUCGGAUGUCACUCUGAAAGGGGUGUUCAAUUUGACACCGGCGGUGCGUUUUUCCGGGAAGAAAGCGCCACCGCCCGUGACCUUGGUGUUCUCGCUGCUGCCCUUCAGAGGAAGGCUAAUGGGAGUUUGCGUGUUCUUGAUGCUCUUUGUGGGUGUGGGAUUCGCUCGUUGCGCUAUUUGGCGGAGGCGGAGGCGGAUUUUGUGGCUGCGAAUGAUGGGAAUGAGAGCUAUGGAAGGACCAUUGUUGGGAACUUGGAGAGGGCUGCCAAGGAGGACGAGGGGAGGUGGGUGGUUACUCAUUUGGAAGCGAAUCGUGUGAUGACUGGUUAUUAUUUGCACAAGAGUUUGUUUGAUUUUGUUGAUGUUGAUUCGUUUGGAAGUGAUUCUUCUUUCUUGAGAUCCGCUAUGAAUGCUUUGAAGCUUGGUGGUUUGCUCUAUGUUACUUCAACUGAUGGCUAUUCUUCUGGUGGUCACCGUCCUCAUCAUUCUUUAGCUGCAUAUGGAUCCUAUGUGCGCCCUAUGCCAUUUUCGAAUGAGAUUGGUUUGCGAAUGCUUAUAGGUGGGGCGGUAAGGGAGGCUGCAGUGUUGGGGUAUCACAUUACUCCUUUAUAUUCGUACUAUGCUUAUCAUGGACCUGUUUUCAGAGUCUUGCUCAGAUUAAAUCGUGGGAAGAUUCAUGACAGCAGGCAUUAUGGUUAUAUUGGGUUUUGCCACAAGUGUGGAAAUUCCCAUGAAUUUUCUUGGGAUCAGCUUGGCCAGUUCAGUUGCUCCUGCAGUAUGCCACAGGUUUCAAACUCCCUUGUGGUGUCUGGACCUCUUUGGACAGGGCCCCUUCACGAUGCGGCGUAUCUUACGGACAUGUUAAAUCUAGCAAAGCAGUGGGGAUGGAUUGGUUGUGACGGCAAAGACAGUCUUGAAAAGCUUAUCAAUGUGAUGGUGGAUGAAAGUGACCCCAAGUUGCCAUUUGGGUAUAUCAAGUUAGAUGAGAUGGCAAGCCGCGCGAAAAUUAAUUCUCCACCUCUGAAGACCUUGAUGAGCGCUAUUCAACAGAAGGGUUAUGCUGCCAGCAGGUCUCACAUAAAAACAAAUGCAAUCAAGACGAAUUGCCCCAUGACUGAAUGCAUUAGUAUUGCCAAAGAACUACUGCAGGUUUCUGUCUCUUCGUGAUUUUGGUGCUGAAGACUCCUCUGGGGAUAAAUCCACACACAUUGCUGUCACAGCAAACAAAGCAUUGGUUAAUGCUCACAAAUGUUGAAGGGCAUAUCUACUUUCUUGGUCAUAUUGCAAGUUUUGUGACCUAACAUCUGCAAGCUAAUAUGGAUAUGCCCUGAUAGUUAUUUGAUUAUUUAAUUGUCAAUGAAAUGGUAAUGCAUUGCAUUGCAUAAGCACCCCCAACAUCAUUCUUAUAACAUUUUUGGAUAAACUUCUCAUCAAGAAAACUACAAAUAGAAAGAAAGACAUUGGGAGGUGCUCCCAAACCAGAUCAUGCAAGAUGAAGUUGACAUGAAUUAUUUGGUCCUCUAAUCCAUAAUGGUUGAACCAGAAGAGUGGAUCUUGCAUCACCAAUCACUUUCAUAUCCAUUCUAUAGAAAUUUUCAAAGUUCCAAACAUAAAAUGGCUGCAAGUCUUGAGAAAAUGAUUAAUGAAACUGGUGGAGCGGAUAAUACCAGCUCUUGAAUCUGUAUUUGCAACAGUGACAUGUAUUUUGUGUUUGUGUUGAAUCCAUUGGUUAUUGCAA